AUGACUAAUGUUCCAAGCAAGAGAGGAAUCUCCUCGAUUCUAGGUGAUUUUCUUUUGAAAUCUGGGGAUGAUGCUGGUAAAACCGUUGCUCGUGAAGGCUCAGGGGUUAAGUUUUCCAAGAGGUUGUGUUUAGUUGUUGACGACUUGGUGAAGGAGAGUACUAGGACUUGUAGUGAUACAAACAAUGGUUCUUCUGAUGGUGAUAAGAUUAGUUUUGAUGCUGAUUCUGAGAAUUUCGAUGUGAAAGAGUCUCAGGUGGAACGAGUUCAGAAAAAUGACCCACAAUCGUUUGGAUGUGGUACAUUCUCUGGGUUGAGCUGUAAGCAACGAGCUGAAGAGUGGUUUGCUCUAGAAAUGGAACAAGUCUAUGUUUUAGAGAAUCAGGCUACUGAGAUCUCUGAACAAAUAAAAGGACAAAUAGCGAAACGAAACGUUCGUUUUGCUGCUUCUAUUUACAUAUCCUGUAGACAAAAUGGCAUUGCGUUGAGUAUCAGAGAGAUAUCUACUGUUUCCAAUGGAGCAGAGGAGUCCAAGAUUACUAGUGCAGUCAAAUCCGUAGCUGACAGACUUGGCCUCACGCCUCAGUUGAUGCACAUCCGAGCUGUUGAGUUUGCAAAGCGAUAUUCUACCGAGCUUGAAAUGGAUAGCGAAGCCGUUAAAGCUGCUGAAGAAGCUGCGGAGAAGUGUACUAAACAUGUUAAAAGGUACGUACCAAAGUAG
This is a messenger RNA of Eruca vesicaria subsp. sativa (arugula), 720 nucleotides long. The record is from the annotation of a GenBank genome assembly. Lineage: Eukaryota; Viridiplantae; Streptophyta; Magnoliopsida; Brassicales; Brassicaceae.